UCUCCAUGAGCAUCGAUAGACUGCAUAUAGUGUACACCCUCACCUUCAAAUUCCUGGUAUUUUAGCAACUUCUCCCACAGCGGUCACAAAAGCAAACAGGUCGCUUUUUUAAUAAAUUCAAGCAUUGCGCAAACGAGAUCAAACACUGGAAACCAGCAAACACAUCAUAAUCGCCCCUCGCGACUUUGGCCUCAUUUUGUUCCUGAGCUGCAACCCCACUGCCAACAUAGGAAAACACGGCCACGGGCAAAAAGACGCCAGAGAAGAGACCUCCAUCAUGAGUUCUGCCGCCGUCGCCGCCGCCACAGGCAAUGAUGCCACCAAAACACACCAGAUCUCCAUCCCACUCCCCCGCUCAUUGGACACCAGGCUCUACAUCCACCUGACCGUCCGCCCAAAGUCCAUUCUGCUCAUGGUGACGACCGCCUCUGCCGACGAAGCCACAACCCCGACGCCGCUGGGCUCGUUUGUCUAUGCCAUACCAGACCGCUUCAAUCCAUCCCAACCCCUCUGUACUCCCCUCAUGACCGUCGAGCCGACGCUUGAGUUCGCCACCCGCCUGGCCCGCCUUGUCGCCAAGCGGUCCGGCCUCCCCACCUACGUCGGCAACUCGGUGAGCCUCAUGAGCGCCGGCAUGGGCGGCACCGCCGACGAGGAGAUGGAGGCGUUCCGGGCUGUUGUCGACGCCGUCGUCGCGAGCCUGGCCCUGCCGAGCUCCAAUGGUGCCGUUUGAUGGGGACGUCGUGGGUGUUUUGUGUGCUGUGCUGUGCUGUGCUGUGCUGUGGUGGUUCUUAGAGCUGGUUUCUUUGAAAAUGAAGAGUAGGCUCAUGGACGGAUGAGUAGGAUGAGCUCUGUCUAUCCUUCUUCUUCACGACAGGUAGCCGCAGAUCCGCCCAAAAUCAUACAAAGCUCUGGCAACAGAUAUCACUCAAGUCACCCAUGAGGAAUGAAGAAAAAAAAGGUAGCGAAGUACUUAUAUAUUACGUCUACUUCUCUCAGCAAGCCUGAAAGCUCCACUAUCCUGGCAUGCUAUGUACUAUUGCUUGAACUCCAAAUUUGUUGCCGUGUUACAUAUCAUCGUUGCCAUCAUU
Messenger RNA from Pyricularia oryzae 70-15, 1091 nucleotides. RefSeq lists its product as uncharacterized. Bases 278 to 733 code for a protein of 151 amino acids. Gene Ontology annotation, biological process: proteasome assembly. NCBI's taxonomy places the organism in Eukaryota, Fungi, Ascomycota, Sordariomycetes, Magnaporthales, Pyriculariaceae. The transcript is spliced from 2 exons. The record is from RefSeq and is a predicted model, not a curated record.